Panicum hallii is the source of this 1480-nucleotide messenger RNA. Its product is annotated as 3'(2'),5'-bisphosphate nucleotidase. Gene Ontology annotation, molecular function: 3'(2'),5'-bisphosphate nucleotidase activity. The record is from RefSeq and is a predicted model, not a curated record. Gene Ontology annotation, biological process: phosphatidylinositol phosphate biosynthetic process; sulfate assimilation. The transcript has 8 exons. NCBI's taxonomy places the organism in Eukaryota, Viridiplantae, Streptophyta, Magnoliopsida, Poales, Poaceae. The coding region runs from base 15 to 1307 and encodes 430 amino acids.
CAGAGAGGACCCACAUGGACAUGGCUGCGCGCUUGGGCCUCGUCCUCCCGCACGCGGCGCUCCUCGGCGGCUCCGCCGCUGCUUCCACCCGAGCUCUCAACCCGUCCCGUGCUCGCCUCCCUUAUCCUACUCCUCCUCCUUUCCCCACCUGCUGCCGCCCCUCCUCCUCCUCCACCUACGCGGCGCGCCCCCGCUCCAGCCCCCGCUGCGGGUCGCCGCGUCUCCUGGCUGUCCGCGCCAUGGCGUCGGGGAACCCCUACGCCGCCGAGCUCGCCGCGGCCAAGAAGGCCGUCACCCUCGCCGCCCACCUCUGCCAGGCAGUGCAACAGGACAUUGUGCAUUCAGGCAUUCAGUCUAAGGCGGACAAAAGUCCUGUCACAGUGGCCGAUUAUGGAUCUCAAAUAUUGGUCAGCCUUGCCUUGAAGAUGGAAGUAUCACCUGGCCCGUUUUCAUUGGUGGCUGAGGAGGACUCGGAAGAAUUGAGAAAAGAUGGCGCUGAAGAAAUUUUGGAAGAAAUUACUGAUCUUGUGAAUGACACCAUCUUUGAUACUGGUUCAUAUAACAUUUCAUUUACGAAGGAAGGUAUUCUCUCAGCGAUUGAUGAUGGAAAGUCCGAGGGAGGCCCAUCUGGGAGACAUUGGGUCCUAGAUCCAAUCGAUGGUACUAAGGGUUUCUUAAGGGGUGACCAAUAUGCAAUCGCACUGGCCCUGCUUGAUGAAGGUAAAGUUGUUCUAGGUGUAUUGGCUUGUCCAAAUCUUCCUUUGUCAUCAAUAAGCAACCCAAAUGGUAGCUCUUCGGGCCAUCAAGUUGGUGCCCUUUUUUCUGCUACAAUUGGUUGUGGGGCUGAAGUAGAGUCUCUAGACGGUUCUCCUCCACAAAAGAUUAGCAUUUGCUCCAUUGACAAUCCAGUCAAUGCCUCAUUCUUCGAAUCCUAUGAAAGUGCACACUCCAUGCAUGAUCUGACUGGCUCUAUUGCAGAGAAACUCGGUGUCCUAGCUCCUCCAGUUAGAAUUGACAGCCAAGCAAAAUAUGGUGCUCUGGCCCGAGGCGAUGGUGCCAUUUACUUGCGUUUUCCACACAAAGGUUACAAAGAGAAGAUAUGGGACCAUGCGGCUGGCUCAAUUGUCGUGACAGAAGCUGGAGGUAUAGUAACAGAUGCCGCUGGGAACGACUUGGAUUUCUCCAAAGGGAGAUUUCUUGAUCUCGACACAGGCAUCAUCGCGACAAACAAGCAGUUGAUGCCGUCACUCCUGAAGGCCGUUCAAGAUGCUAUUAAGGAGAAGAACCAGGCCGCCUCCCUCUUGUAGGCUGUAGCAGUCAUAGUAAUCAACAAAAAAUGUUAGUUGCAAUAAUGUUUCAUAUUCAUACUGCGUCAUACAUGUACCUGGCCUUUUGUUGUGACAUUACAAUUUCAUGUUGUACCACUUGUGAUGAGGCUCUUUCCUCUUGGCAAUCAGAUGUCUUUUUUAUUACUGUUUUA